AUGACGCUCUACUACAGUCUUGUAUUUGCGCUCUUAAUGGCCGAGAUGGGCUUGUUUAUGCUGCUACUCGUGCCGCUGCCAUUCAAGAUCAAGCGAAAGAUCUUUACCUUCAUCUCUGAGAGCCCGCUCGUGGCCAAAAUGCAGUAUUGGAUGAAAAUCACCUUUGUCUUCAUCCUGAUAUUGUUCGUCGACAGCGUCAACCGAGUGUACAAGGUCCAGGUCGAGCUUAUGGCUGCCCAUGAACAGACCGCCAAGGGAAAUGCCGCCGUUAUCAUGGGAUCCGAACGUCUCGAAGUCCAGGCCCGCAAAUUUUACUCCCAGCGCAACAUGUACCUUUGCGGCUUUACGCUAUUCCUGUCAUUGAUUCUCAACCGCACCUAUGUCAUGAUUCUUGAGGUGAUGCGCCUGGAGGAUAAGGUGAAGAUGUACGAGGGAACCAACAAGAACACCAAGGAGAGCGAGAAGUUGGCUGUUGCCGGAAAGCCUGGCGAGCUGGCUGCUCUCAGGGAGAAGCUUGAGAAGAAGGACCAGGACCUCCAGAACUUGAAGAAGCAGGCUGAGCAGCUUAACAAGGCGUACAGUGAUCUCAGUGAUAAGUACGCCGCCACUCAGAUUGACGGCGAGAGCCAAAAGUCGAAAUAA
This is a messenger RNA of Trichoderma gamsii, 642 nucleotides long. RefSeq lists its product as hypothetical. The record is from RefSeq and is a predicted model, not a curated record. Gene Ontology annotation, biological process: intracellular protein transport; endoplasmic reticulum to Golgi vesicle-mediated transport. Gene Ontology annotation, cellular component: endoplasmic reticulum membrane; endoplasmic reticulum. NCBI's taxonomy places the organism in Eukaryota, Fungi, Ascomycota, Sordariomycetes, Hypocreales, Hypocreaceae. The coding region runs from base 1 to 642 and encodes 213 amino acids. The transcript is spliced from 4 exons.